AUGGAUCUAACAUUACAUGAUUCCUUAGGUAUUCAUUGCCGAAUUUCGCAUAUCGUUCAGCAUUUGUUUUUUUCCUUAAGAGUUGUCAAAAACAUUUUCUUAUUCUCAAUACUGCCAAAAAUGCAGUUGUUAAAUUACACCAUAAAUUUUGUUUAUAUUGAUCAAAUGCAAAAGUUGCGGCGUCAAUUUGGUGCUACUAGAGAUUUUUCUAAAGGAAAUUAG
This is a messenger RNA of Echinococcus granulosus, 222 nucleotides long. RefSeq lists its product as hypothetical. The transcript is spliced from 2 exons. Lineage: Eukaryota; Metazoa; Platyhelminthes; Cestoda; Cyclophyllidea; Taeniidae. Bases 1 to 222 code for a protein of 73 amino acids. The record is from RefSeq and is a predicted model, not a curated record.